Branchiostoma floridae (Florida lancelet) is the source of this 1963-nucleotide messenger RNA. RefSeq names its product interferon regulatory factor 8-like. Bases 95 to 1840 code for a protein of 581 amino acids. Lineage: Eukaryota; Metazoa; Chordata; Leptocardii; Amphioxiformes; Branchiostomatidae. Gene Ontology annotation, molecular function: DNA-binding transcription factor activity, RNA polymerase II-specific; RNA polymerase II cis-regulatory region sequence-specific DNA binding; protein binding. The record is from RefSeq and is a predicted model, not a curated record. Gene Ontology annotation, cellular component: nucleus. Gene Ontology annotation, biological process: immune system process; regulation of transcription by RNA polymerase II. The transcript has 11 exons.
UCACGUUUAAGUUUAAAAGAACGCCGUACGUCGGGUCUCGGCACCUCCUCUUGACGCUUAAAUUUACGUCUUGUCGAAACAAUAGCGUAGAAAGAUGGCAACGGGAGGGUCAACUCGUGCUCGUGAACCUACCACCAUGCCCGUCGCAGUUCCCGACAACUCCCGAGACCGGCUCCGGCCCUGGCUAUACGGCAUGAUCGACCGCGGCGAGGUCCCGGGCGUGGAGUGGCUCGACGCCGACAAGAAGAAGUUCAAGAUUCCGUGGAAACACGCCGGCAAGCACGAGUACGACCAGGAUAGAGAUUCCAAACUGUUUAAGGAAUGGGCGGUCCACACCGGCAAGUUUCGGCCGGGGAUCGAUAAGCCCGAGCCGGCGGUGUGGAAGACCAGGCUGCGGUGCGCCCUCAACAAGCACCCCAAGAUCCACGAGGUGAAGAACGAGAGCCAGCCGGAGGACCCCAUCAACCCUUACAAGGUCUACGUCUUCUCCGACAAACCAAUCAAGAGCAGUGCCAAGCAGAGGCACCGGUCCGGCAGCGUGUCCAGCGGUAACAGCUCGGACGGCUACGAAGAUUCCCGAAGUCCCGAAGAGGCCGUCACUCCUCUCGCUGCACCCCCGUCCCAACAGAUCAUCACAGCGGUGACCACCAGUGGAGUCUGUCUGGGGAACUCUCCGCCUCGUAUUUUCACCGAGCCACAGGCCUUCACAUCAACAACAACGACACCCAGUCUUGGAGACACCGCAACUUCGUCUAUGCGAGAGGACUCCCUAACGAAGAUCCUGCAGGACAUGUUGGGCCAGCCCGGCCACGGGGACGGGGUCCAGACCAUGCAGGAGCUGCUGCAGGGUAUGCAGGGCGUCCCCGGGCUCUGUCCGUCGGGCGAGUUCACCAUACAGGAGGUCUCCUUGCCCAUGGACGUCACAACCGCCGCUGAUAACCCCGCCGUCAUCACGGAACCGCUCUACACUAACGCGCCCAUCAAGAUCGAGACCCAACAGCUGGCGAACGUUGACAUGACCCAGCUGGGGGUCGGGGCAGAGGUCACGUGUGACGAGGACAUGGAGACCGAUGACGUCAUGCCCAAACCGGUGCCCACUGUCCCCACAGCUGUAGUCGCCCCAGAGCUCAGGAUUUAUCCGGCUCAUGAGUUGGAUAUCGAGGUCGUCUACUACAAAGCCGGGAAGGUCUUCCAGCAUCACGUGACCAACAGGACCGGCUGCCGUCUGUGGUUCGGCGACCGGAACCAGCCCAACCUGAGACAGACCGUCGACCCCAACCUGUCCCCUUACCUGUACGGGCCUGCCGACGCGGAACAGAUCCUGCUGCCGCCGCGCCAGCCCUCCAACAGGCAAAAGGACGACGAAGUGGUGCAAGGUCUGCUGAACAACAUGGAGCGGGGUCUCGUGCUGACCACGGAAAACGGAAACAUCUCUGCCACCCGCCUCUGCAAGACCAAAGUCUUCUGGAAGAGCAACGACAACCGCAACGGGCAGGCGGAGCGUUUGGAGAGGGAACAGGUUGUGCCGGUGUUCGACUACCAGAACUACCUGCGUGAGCUGAGCGCCUACGGCAACAGCGGAGGCCCCAAGCCCAAGUGCGAGGUCAUCUUCAGCUUCGGGAAGUGCUGGAGCGAUGACGUACCGCUGGAGAAUACGCCCAUCUACGUCAUCGUGCGCAGCCGCACUGCGCAACACCUGAUGAUGGCCGUGGACAAGGGCGCGACCGACCACGAUGCGCAGAACGCACUGCGCAGCAUCGACGCCAUGGUGUCCAACUCGAACGAGUUCGACAAGUUGGCCACGGACGUGAAGGAAUACGUCAAGGUCAAGGACUUCUAGAUUCUGAUACUAAACGGGGCUCGAAAUACUUUUCUAUACAUACCUGCACUGGUGGUGUGCAGGUAACAUUGAAAAUUACUAGUACCUGCACCAGACAAAUUUUACCUGCACCACUCUGAAUUU